Molecule: messenger RNA, 1521 nt
Organism: Pyricularia grisea
Lineage: Eukaryota; Fungi; Ascomycota; Sordariomycetes; Magnaporthales; Pyriculariaceae
Exons: 5
Coding region: 1-1521 (506 amino acids)
Biological process (GO): copper ion import; iron ion transport; intracellular iron ion homeostasis
Cellular component (GO): plasma membrane
Molecular function (GO): ferric-chelate reductase activity
Source: RefSeq, a predicted model, not a curated record
AUGUGCUGGGAUAACAACAUGUUCUGGGACAUAGUGUACUGGGACAUAGUGUACAGGGAUACAAUGUACUGGGAUAACGACAUAUUCUGGGACAUAGUAUGCUGGGAUAUAAUGUGCUGGGAUAACGAUAUGUGCUGGGACAUAAUGUGCUGGGAUACAAUGUGCUGGGAUAACGACAUGUUCUGGGACAUAGUGUACUGGGACAUAGUGGGACUCAGAUACCUUGCCGUCAGCAUGGACGUUUCUACUUGGUACGCGAUAGGAGUUUUUGGUGCCAUAACUCUUUGCAUUAUUGUAUGCAUGUUCUUACGCUUAUCCCGAGCCGUCUUUCGGCUUGGAAAGCGCAUAUUCUUUAGAUAUCUAAUCUAUGCCGAUAUACCAAAGGCUUCUGGGCAUUCUUACUACACUACUAGAUAUAAAUGCUUUCUUUUCCUCUCCGUUCUCACUGCCAACAUUGCCGCAAUCACGAUUGGAGUCGAUGACAGACGGAAGUUUGUUAAACGAACCGGAAUGGUAGCCGUGAUCAACAUCGUCCCGUUAUUUUUAGGAACGCAAAUAAGCGUUGUUGCAAGCAACUUUAAUGUAAAGCUUGGCUCUAAUGCUCGAUUGCAUCGAUGGCUUGGAACCGCUGCUAUUAUGGAGGGUAUAUUACAUGCGGCAACCUCCCUUUCUAUAAAAAAACCUAAACCUAGCAAGCGGGAAGAAAUCGCCGGAUUCCUGCGCAAGCGACCUUUGAGUUGUGCAACCAUUCAACCAAUCAACUACACGACACUGUCGGGCGAAAGAAUUCCCGUCUGCGAUGCGGUUCAUUUACACGUGCGACUGUCCAGGGGAUGGACCCAUCGAGCCGGUCAAUAUAUGUAUCUCUGUAUUCCUAGGGUAAAUCGCACAUCGUUUUCACAGCUGCAUCCCUUUUACGUAGCUUGGUGGUAUCGGGAAGGCGAGUUCGACUACGCCGUCUUCAUCAUCAAAAAAUACACCGGUUUCACGAAGCUGCUUGUCGAAUGCAAUCCAAAAGACCGGGGAACAAAUGGACACUUGACAGCUUUAAUAGAAGGGCCAUACGGGAAGGAGCUUAAACUCGAUCUGUAUGGCACAAUGCUCCUUUUUGCUACUGGUAUUGGAAUCGCUGGCCAGUUGUCAUAUAUGUCGCAACUGCUGCGAGACUAUCGUUCUUGCGAAACAAAAACAAGAAGGAUCGCACUCUUCUGGCAGGUCCGCUCAGAAGGGGACCUUAUUAGCCUGGGAGAGCGUAUUAGUAUGACAUAUGGCGCUUUAGACGUCACGGAUGUUCUUAACCUUGAAAUCAGCCAACGGAAAGGGCGGAUUACCAUCUGUCGUAAGUCUUCGAUCAGAAGUUCUACCGGUGACGACGUUGACAAAGAUGCAGUCUGCGUGGACGAGAAAAUAGGUAUUGCUCCCGAGACACACAGCGAAAGAUCUUUAAUAUGGGCCAAACGCCUCUCGACCGGCUUACUCACAGCUAUAUACCGCGCUUUACGGAGCAAGAUCGCUCAAUAA